AUUUUCUGUCGUCUCUUUGUCUGCGUUUUUAAGAAAGUUGACAGUUUGAAGUCUACCAACGGAAGAACAAUCCAUUUAUUCAACUUUCUUUUGGUUAUCCAUUAUUUUAGGGACAAAAAUCGUCGCAGAAUGUCAUUCAAGCCUUGAUUUAGUGGCAUGUUGUCACACGCACUUGUAAUAAAGCUUCCGUCAAAAUUUAGCUUCAACUGUUUCUUUGAACGUCUGCCUAGAAAGAAGAUCUGGUUGCCUAACUUGGCGAGGAAAGUGGAUUUGAAUUGCCCCGAGAAAGGUGCCUUUGCUCCGCUUGGCAGGUAAAUGUUAGAGAAAUUUAUAGAAUAUAUAUCUUAUGUAAUCCGUUUAGUUUUAAGCUUAAUUAAUAAGGAUUAAGACGAAGUGGGAAACUCGUCUUUAAAAUGAUUGUUUUCUUUCUCACUCGCACUUUUACCGUUUUGCUUUUCAUCUGAGAGAUUCAAAAUUAUGCAUAAAAGAAUCCAAUAGACUUCCACGUCUUUAUCAAUUCAUUGUCUAUUUGUUCCAAAAAUGCGUCGAUUCAGGUGAAAUAAGGGUGUCUUACAUUUUGCACCAUAAUUAUUCAAAAUAGUCCUCGACUACCGAUUUUAAAUGGCUCUCGGAGUGUGGCGAAAUCCUCUCGUAAAGCUAGCUUUGACUUUUCGCUGUAGACAAAGCGACCACGAAACAAUAUAACUAAUUUCAAAUAUUCGGAUCUAGCCCGAAUCAAAUUUACUGUUACUGCUUUGAAAACUGAAUUAUGAUAGAAAGUCACGUCGCUUUUGAGACUUAUCGCACCAAGAGGAUGGUAUGGUUUUUUCCCGGCAAGAAGACCGUUUAAGUGACAUCAAUCCAAAAGAAACACAACAAUUUUAUUCUAUGAAAAAGUGUUUAAUUAAUGUAUAAAUAAUAUGCAUAAUAGCUAGACAUAUGUAUUUAAACAAGCUGGUGUUAUCAUUAAAACUAGACUAGAACCAAAAUGCGCAACAAUGGUUUUCGCAUAUUUUGCAUUAUAAGUGUUGGUUUUGUUUUCAUUUUCAUUUUUUAUGUUUGAGUAGUAUGAAAAAGAAUGUCCUAAUUGUAAUCAUGGUAAUUCUAAAUAUUUUGGUUUUUUGUUUAUCAGAUAGAGUACAUUUAUUCGUUCUACAUCUGUGUAUUAUUUUCUUUUUCCCGGAAUAUUCACAUGAAAAAGAACAGAUUGUCAGCUCGGAGCUGAAAGUCCCAGUGACGCAUGCUCAGGCUUCUGGUCGUAAAUAGAUGUGCUUGUUUGAACGCCGUGUUUGUGGCGUAACUAAAACCAUUGUCUUGAUAAGAUUUGUAGAUCGCACAAUGAUCACAAGCUCAACUCUUAAUGCCUUUCUUUUGUCAAAAUAGAUCAUUGACCAUUUUUUCUUAGGUUUAUGACCCUAAUCGUUAUAUGUGCGUUCUAUGAGAGAUUGCCAAAAAUUACAGGGGUUAGCAGCCACCUGUACAGAUUUUGGUCGAUUAGUAAGCAAUUUUGAGACGUUGUCCAUUUUCCCUUUAAUAAAAAGAAUCCAUUGUAAUACCAUUUGAAGGAUCCGCUGAUACAGGUUGAAGUCCAGCAAAAAAGAUUGAUUCAAAUGGCCGUUCCCACUUAGAAUUAUCCAUCGAAUAUAGGUUCGUUUUACAAUAUAAAAGACUGCGAGGGAUUUAAUCUCUCGGUCCAGGAGCCCAUUACUUAUAUGUAAUACAUAAGUAAUGGGCUCCUACUCGGUCUCAAUUAAUUCGAUUCACUGAAGAGAUCCACUUUUCAGGGUAAAAGAUUCUGGUUUUCAGUUAAUGACACAUGUAUACUCGGACUGAACUAAAAAAAAACCUCGAGUGCUUCCAACUGUACAAAAGUCAAAGUUUCGAGGGGUGUGGGAAUUAUGGAAAAUUCACCAAGAAUCACAUAAUGAGAUUCGUGAUCUUUCCUCUGAAUCGUCGCCCAGAUAAAUAAAUACCACACAACAACAUGCAUUCCUCUGCUCGAAAACCUACAACAUUAACACAGAAUCUGAUAAAGGCUUUCAAGUACGUGUAUAUUUCCAUGAUGAACGCAAACUAGCUGAACUAGCCUUGCUUUUUAGUUUUUGUUCAGGAGUAAGGAAAGGAAGGAGCCAAUUGGAGAGGAAAGGGCUUGUUGGAGAGGGGGUCUUACCAAGAACUGGAAGUUUUUGGCGAGCGUGUUGGGAAAGGGAGCUUAAAAAAUGAAGAGAAUGUAACAUAAAGGGAAGCUUAAAAGGGCGUUUACAGUAUUAUUGUAGUAUGUGGACCGGUAAUUGGCAGGUCAUAGUUUCGAUUCGAAACUGAAACAGGACAUCACAGAAAACCGGCUUUUCGAUUGUAACUGAACAACUGUUUCCAUGUCAACUUAAUGAUCAUAACGAGGAAAACGUGACCAAACUCUAUCUUUAAGGUAAGACUUCCAAAAGGAAUAAGAAGUAAUCAACCUGCCUUUUUUAUAGUUUUUUUUGCAGGAAUGGUUUAAAGUAAUGUAAUAUUUCCAUUCCUUUCCCCGACACGAAUAUAAGGAAACCCUUAUGAUAUUUCAGAUUAAAUGUAGUUGUAUUUUUAUCGUUUAACAAAAACUUUGCAGAGCGACGAGAUUUUUCUUCUCUGAGGAGUUUGCUAAAGAGCCUCGACUCAGUGAACGAACCUCAUGUCGAAAACGAGGGCUGUUAUGAGUCCUCACUUUCUUUACUCGGAUCAGCUGUACUCCCUACUUGGUAGGAGGCGAUAGUCACGGAGGUUUUAGGAGAAAUGUUGAGUAUUUCAUGUUAACCCUUUAGCUCCCAAGAUAAUGGCGUUAAUUCUCCCCUCUAGUUACCACACAUUUCCUUGUAAAUUAGUUACAAGAAUUUGGUGUUAGAUCAAGAUAACAACUUCUACCUGAUAGGUUUGAGUAUUCUCAUAAGCUGUUUGCUGGAUAAUGGGAGGACGUUAUAUAGAGAAGUUUCAUGUUAAUCAGUUCUGGGAAUUAAAGGGUCAAGUGCAAUUUCAGGGGGGUCCCGUAGAACGUCAAUGAAUUUAACUCUUUGCAAAUUUUCCUCCUUUUUUUUUACCCGUUAACUCCCAAGAUCUCAUUAGUAAUUCUCUUUACUGUCAGCCAUAUUGUUCUUGUGAUGUUGGUUUGGAUCAACUUAUAAUCCUCUAACUGAUCAUGUUUUUCUUCAUUCUCAUCACUUGUCUGCAUGAUAUUGUAUUGAUAUUGUAGGGAGAAAUUCUGUCUUGGUCACUUAUGGGAGUUAAAGGAUUAAGGGAAUUGGUCUUCCUAAAAUCCAUCAACGAUAUGGAGAGUGGAUUUGCGUCUAGGCUAUGCUCAAUACCUCAAAUAAAUGGUUAAAUGAAAUAGCCACCUUACCAGCUUGAGUACUAAUUAAAAACCAACCAGAAACAUCUUUCGCUGUGUUAUUUGCGGAUAUUUUCGGUGUAUCAUACUGUGACGUGGAAUGUGGAAUGUAAGGUGUAUGUAUUUUUAUGUAUUGUUAUGUAUUUUUAAAGCCCUUCCUUUCAUAAAAUACCCUUUGAGGGGUUUGCCAUCGACAUUCACAUUCUGUUUGCUCGUUUCGCAACAAUAACAGUGUCUCUAGAGACAAGUUAAGUCUUGUGGUAUCGUCAGACACACGUACAUCUUAUCCAACAGCUUGCUCGGAUGAACAAGGAAUCACCCAUUAAGACCACUAUGAUUUGUCUUAUGUCCUUUUUUUUUUCAUGCUGAAUUGAGUGAGAGUCUUUCACGCUCCUGUGGUUGAAAUAACCCCAUGAUAAUUCAUUAUUGGUAUACGAUCCACCUUCAGUACAGGAAGCGAAUUGUUUGAUGUGACACAUUACACAUCCCCCAUAAUUAAUGAAAUAAUUUGUGCUCCGCGGGACACUUCGAAGAGAGUAGGCUUCAAGUUAAAGAAACUUCAUUGUCCUUGCGAAAUUCCCCUCAAUUUUGUCCAUAAAACAAUUUUUUCAAAGAGUGAAAAGAGCUUUUAUGGUUAGAUAUCUCAUUACAUGCACAUAUUUUUCGCUUCAUCGUGCAGCUGGCUGAAACUUGACAGCUCAAAAUGUGUAGAUCACUUCACGUGGUGAAGCAAAAUCGACAAAAAUUUUCUCGUGUUGGGCCGGUUUUCUGUGAUGUCCUGUUUCAAGCUGAACACAGUUUCCUCUUUCCUCCAUUUAUUUAUUCGAAGUCCCACCAGAGAAAAUUUUCAGUUUAGAAAUCGUCCUGUGCAUCAUAGAAUCAACGUGCUCAACUUCACUUUUUUAAAAACCUAACAUAAGUAUAUAUAUAUUUUAUUUGACUUAGAAAUAAGGAACUGUAAUGAAGCUCUCCAAGUAAGUAGAUUAAGGUAUUUUGGUCCAUAAUUUCGUUUUAAAACGUGGCUCUACCUGGGGGUUUGGCUUCCUAGUCUGCUCAAACAGAGGGUAUCCAUGGGGCAAGGGACUGGAGGGAAUUUUGAAAAGCUUGAAAAACUUGGAAAACUUGGAAAACUUGAAAAAGAACACGAAACACGUCAGACCUCAUCCAGAAUUCUGUUUCAGGAAAAUAUCUAACCGAUACAUUUAUUCAAGGCACUUCCGUGGCUAAUAUCAUGCGACCUUUUGGAUUGCAUAAUGCUCAUCUUCUGAAUUUUUGUUUACCUUUAUGAAGCAGAAAUUUCGGCUCCUGGUUUGAGCCUAUGGUACAACAAGUUGUUGGACACUUGAAAGCGGAAACACGAGGUGAAACUGACUAAAUCAAAAUUCUUCAGCUUGUUUGAUAUUGUUCGUUUGUUUUUCUGCGGUUUUCGGUUACCUUCUUUCUUUCUUUAAUUACUUUAUAAAUAGUCAAAAACAACCUCCUGGAUGUUAUACAUCAAUAUUGGAAGAGAAUAUUUGAUUGACUUUAAGCCGGAAAACCGCCCAACUUUUAGUCACAACAAGGCUAGCUUCAUAAUUUGAUCAAAGCAAAAGUCAACAAGUUUAACCCUCCCUUUACGGUGACAAUUUUCAUACCUUCUCGAAUGCGGACAAUGACAGUGUACUUUUACUCGGUAGCCGGACCGUCGCCUUUCUGAAGGUUUGCUCGUCGGCUAUAACCCGAUUAAAUAUAAGCACGCCCACAGUAUAAUUGCUCCUAAUGGACACAACUAUAAAUAAAUCAGAGACGCUUCACGCUUAGGGGCAAAGUAGUGUCUCCAUUUGCCACGCAAAUCUUAGUUUUUGUUUUAACAAAACUGAUUAGGAUCCGAAGUUGCUGACGAGGACCAGACAUUUAAAGAACUUGUUGAAAGUUGAUCAUACAAAUCAUCUUGUGAAACUACGGACAAAUUUAAGAGUACGCGCGUUCUUUAGUAUAAUUACAAAAAAAUUUCAUGAACUUCGUAUCUUACAAAUUGCCUUGAGUAAAAUGAAUAAGAGCGGGUAAGCCUUCCCAUUAAUUACUGUCUCGAUCAACAUGUAAAUUGGCUUAAAAUGAAGGAUCGAAAACUCCAGAAAUAAAGCGUAAAUAGUUUAUUUAGGACACUCAUUAAGUUAAACAGAUAAACAACUUUUGAUUGACUGUAAAGAAGUAGCAUGGCUGAAUGAAGGACUUCGGAAAGCUCCUUGACUGUAACUUUUCAAUUAAUUUUUUGUUAUGAUAAAACUCUAAAAAUAGAUCUUUCGAAAAUAUCUGUUAAGUUGACAAGUUAUUUUCCGCAACGUAAAAUGCGGUAUUAUGAAGAAUAUUGGAAAGGCUUAAAAAAAGGGACGGAAACUUUAAUUUGACAUGAAAUGUGGACGUUUAACGCCAAAAGGUAGUCAGUAUAAAAUUAUUGUCAGGGACACUACAGUUGAAGGGUGUGCGGAUUUGAUUGCAAUUUCAAAAUUUUCCUUACUUUUUAAAAACGACAACACCCUUGAAGUUGGUGCUUGGUGUUGUUAAAAUUGUAAUCUGUAGCUAGAAUGACUUGCAAUAUUUAAGUGGACUUCAUAAGUUAAACUUGAAUUAUCUUACAACCUAAAAACAUCACGAAAAUUCAGUAUUAGAUAGUACAAUUUUUUUCGAUGGUUAUAGUUGAGGCAGUUUUGUAUAAGUGCUCUCGAUAAUUUAAAUUUAAGCAUAAACUGUAAGGGGACAGGUCCAAGCUAAGCUCUAUUUUAUGCAAGAGAAACCUCAGGAAUGUUUUGCUCUGUUAUAAAUUCCCUCUCCAGAUCACUGAAUUGUUGAUUAAACUCUCAGUUCUUAAACUUCCUCUUCUUAUUCAGUUUUCGUUGCACUCGACUGUUUUGAAACUGAAGAGUGGGAAAUGACCAAAAAUUUUCGAAAACCAUACUUUACUGAGUGCGGGAAAAAAUGGAAAAAAAAUUAUAGCAUAAAAUUCCCUAGGUUUGUUUGUAAUUUUUUCGAAAGAGAUUUCCAGGUAAGAAGAUUUUAACUCGUAGGUGGGAGGACUCGUCGGAGAUAUGUGCACACACUUCAAAGAUUAAAGAGAUUAAUUUUGUGGCUUUCUUGUUGACGUAAAUUUGUCGUGGUAAGAAACAUUAGAACUCUCUAAGAAAAGAAAAUAAUUGGAAGAGCCAGAAAUUCUCAAACUUCCUCCAGAACCCAAUCUAAAGAUAAAAAAUUUGAGUAUGGCAGCACUUAGUUUUCGAGGUUUGCGAAAAUCUGCUAUGCGUACCGUAAUAAUUUCUAUGCUGCAUAUCUUUCAAUUCUUCAUGUCUGUUGGUAUCUCGUAGAGAAGAAAGACAUACCGGAGUUUAUUUUCACUAUUUUGGUUUCACAAAGAGUGCCGUUAUGUCUUGAGCUGAUUUAAUAAAUUUCAAAUUCCUUCGGCAUUCCACUUUUUAUCUUUACUGCUACGUGUUGAAAUCUUGUUUAAUUCUAUAUCCGAGUGCGGUAAUUUCAACUAAAGAGCAAGAAAAUAAAACCUUGAACUUCAAGCUGAAAUAAAGAUGGACCGAGCCUUGUACAAAUGUAAACAAUUUGGUGUCGUAAGAUCCCAAGCGUCCCUGCGUUUUAUCAGGUUGAUUGACCCGGAGUUGAAUUUCCCUUAUCUUGACCUUUACCGUCUUGUUUUUCUAUUUUUACUAUGAUAAAAGACAUGUGCAUAAGUGAAGAGCUUUGCUGUUUACCGACAUACUGCUUAACUGUCACAGAGGCUGACAGACUCAAGUCAUGUGCAAAACGUUCUAGGCUCUUCUUCAUUGCACUGUUCAUUGUUUUGAAUUUCAUUUUUGCCUUGAAAAACUUGAGUUGGAAUGAAACAACAGCUACGAUGGUAGUAAAAAUCUUUGAAAAUCAUUGUGUGGAUUACGUAGGGAAAAUGAAAGUCCUAUAUUGUUGAUGUGUCUGAGCAUAGGAACAAAAUAAAAAAAGCGUUUUCUUCUAAAAGUUUUGAUAUAUACACUAGAAAGCCACGCCUGUCUCCGAUUUUAUUACCUUACUUUGAUUACCUUAGAGCAGACCGAUAGAACUAAAGAGGCUGUUUAACAGCCUCUUCAGGCAAACUUGGAAAUUGAUCAAUCCAUCGGAUCUGUGAAAAAGAGUUGAAUAAAGUUUUCUUGAGGGCAUAAAGCGAAUUUAUUUGAAAAUAUUAUCGUGAAAAUUAGUAUCGCUGUGAUCAUUCUUUGUAAAGAACACUUUGUAAGGUAACCGGGCAUUAAAUCCCCGUGAGAUUGACAAUUUUUGGACAUAAUCGAUAGGUAAACAUGCUCCUUUGCAAAACUUGAAAUUGAUAUUAGGAAACUUUCUGUGCCUACUCUUAGUCGUCGAAUUUUGGGAAAAUUCAGGCCAAAGUUUUUCGAAACAAAUGCAGUAUAGCUUCUUGUAAUCACACAUAAGUGGCUAUAUCAAAAUUUGUCAGAGUCAACUCAAACCCUUUGUUCUGUAAUAAACGAUGCAAAAAAAGAACGCUUAAGAUACAAUUUACAAUAAAACGAGAAGAGAACCGAAUGGCCGAACGCUCUCAGCCAAAUUCAUGAAAACAUUAGGGGGGAAAAAAAACACAGGCCCUCUUAGGACAAUGGAAGUAAGAAUGGCGUAAUUACCGGAAAGUUUUAUGAUCAUACCAGCGAUAACUACACCCUCAGUUCGAUUAGGAUGCAACCAAUUGUAAAUGUAAAUAAAAAAUCGAUAAUAACAAGUAAAUGGAAUUGCUCGGUGGAAAAUGAGUUAUAAAAUGAUAAACACCUGCCAUACACAACGAAAGUUUAUGAAGUCAAAUCGUUAAAUGAAUUUUACUGAACUGACAAAAUGAAAGAUACUGAAGUUGAUAUUGAACGACGAAUUAUCUAGACUACGGUGACCACUAGCUGCGUCCAACAAAUGACUUCGACUGACAGCUAUUGUGUUCUGAAAUAGCCGUCGAAGAAAGGAGAAAUGAUUACAUUUAAAAGGCAGGAUGUGGAGAUUAAAAGGAUUUUUGGUCCAAUUGAGCCCCUAGCCAAGUCCUAAGUGUCUCCCAUGACCCCAGGAGGAAACCGCAGCUUAACUCUUUUGUAUUUUUCAAGUCCUUUUCUAAACGGAGACAUUAAUCUAAAGUGUUGAAAAGCCACUAUCCAGACUCUUUCCGUUUUUUGUGUCUGGUUUCUUAGUGUAUUCUUUAUAUUGUAUGCCAUCUUCUUGAAACGAAAAGUUAUGUGAAAAAUGACUGGGACUUAGCCGGGUGUUUUAAGGGAAAUUUAUUCGCAGUCGAGUAAAGUGCAGUCAACCGCAGUCAAAAUGCGUCCAUUAGUCAUCGGUAGUCUUUCAACUGAAAUACAGAGUGUAUCCAUUUACAAACUGGAAGAAAAAACCAGCACACAUUAUCAAAUACUCCUAUCUCGAAGGAUUCUUUAAAUGUGCUUUUAAUCUGGGAACAAAGUAUCGCGCAGCAAUUUGAAUACAAAUGUGUAAAAAACUUAAGAGAAAUUUCAACAUCUAAAUGUAAACCAACAAUAGCCCCUAUCAAGAAUCAAAAAAUUCCCUUUUUAUGGAAACGCCUCGGGCUAAAGAUCUUUCAAAGGGAAGGAGUGACUUUCAGACAACUUGUGUGAAGAAUAAACACCUUUGGAAAAACAAAUAAACACAAAUUUGAGUCGUGCUUGAUGAAGAUAAAAGCCUAUUAGUGCAUAACUUUUGAUUUUUAGGAUAUUUAGCUCGAAUCUUUGUACUUUGUUGCCAAGUGGAUAUCUUUAUGCAAAUGAUUGCUUUUUGGGCAAAUGCGCCAAAGCCAUCUUUGUCGUAAUCUUUUCGAUAAUAGCAGACAAAAAUAUGUAUGGGCUGUUAUCGGCUUGUUUGCAUUCCUGUUCUAUCUUGCAGCCUCAUUAUAUCUUCAAUCAUACGCCAUCUUACAUCUCUGCGGCGAGAUCGUUAAUCCUUCCCCAAAUCGAAAAGCAAUUUUAGAUGCAUUUGCGCUCGCGCUUUUGACAGGCUGUCAAAUUUUAAUCGCAAAUGCAAAGAUCCAUUUGUCGCGACAGCAAAUCGUGUCAGAUGUAGCGAACUGUCACGAAAUGAGCCAGUGUAGUCAAUUUCCCGUUGAUUUAAUAUUUACAAAAAGAAUAAUGUUGCUGGCAUCAUGUUCGCUCCAUUUUUAACGCUUAAAUAGGAUUUUGAGAAGAAUCCAAACGAUAUUGACAGCUUAUCUUUUGUAAGCCAAGAAAAGUGACACGAAAAGCGUGAGACAUCUUCGACCCCUAAAAAUCUCCAGCACAGGCUGGUGUGGGCAUUUUUGAAGUGUUUUGAAUGCAAUGGUUGCAGUGAUCUGGAAUUGCGGUUUUAUGUUACUCCUUGUCCGAUAUUAAGGUGUAAUAUCACGACGAUAAACAUUCGCGUGCGAACGAAAUGUUCGCCAAAAAUUGACAACCGCUCGUUUGUCAAAUUCGGUGAGGACUAACACGUUAAACUUAGUUAAUCCACAUUUAAGAAACUCAAGUUAAGAUUCUAAAUAAAGUAGACAAUGUAAAACAAACAAGAGACUAGGUCAUUUUUUUCACCCUUCAAAGCUGUCACAACAUCCUGAUUUUAUCCAUUAUCCCGAUUACAGCUCGCAAACCCAAAACAAACUGAGUGGGUUUCUUUACAACAUAAAGCGUCACACGUCGAGACGAAUACGCAACGCUGAUUGGCCUAUUCCGUUGGCAACAAUUUCCCGCUAAUUGGCCGUUUGAUGUGAUUGGUUGUUGAAUGGCUGAGUUUGAGAGGCGCAUCUCUUGCGAUCAUUUCUUUAACACUAACCAUGCACCGUUUGAUGUUCUUUAGACUGGAAAGUGCUUGAGAGGGUCCAUGCAGUGGUUGAUCUCGUUCCGGCAACAUGCUCGUGCUGCUUAGCACACUGUGGCUCGCCUGUGCGGUUUUCCGAAGCCAAGGUACACGAAAAGAUUCCGUGAUUAUUUUCAUACGUGAUAUUUCAGUUUCUCUCCGUGUGUUCGUUCAUUCAUCGUUUCAUCGGCGAGAGAGCGCUUAGUAAGGAAUCUUGGCAGCUCGUUCGCUCUUAGCUUCGAACUAAUCUCGCGCCGGAGUCGGCGCUUUUGUAGACUGGUCGUUCUGUUGGUUUUAGGUCGUUAGAAUUAAUCACGGUUUGUGGAUUUAACUGAAGAAAUAAUUAGGACAACCACGCGAAUUCGAAUGAAUCUUCGCGUAUUGAAUUGAAUGUAAAUUUCCGGUGCCUUGAACUUCGUUUGCGGGUUGGCUAGGAUUUACGUCAAAUACAAUGUGUUGGCCGUCACUGAUCGUUACCAGAAAUCCUCGUGAUGCUCUCUAACUCUAAUAUUUCCGUUGUUUUAUCUUGCAGCCAUCAGUUGCUGCCGAAGUGCUACUGAUUUUGGUGCUUGCAAACAUCACUGUAAUGAGGUAAUGUUCAAGCUACAUACGAUCUCUUUUAUCUUGCCCGGCGGGACAUUGAAGUUCUACGAUUUUGAAAGAGAACGUUACUCUAUGAACUUAAAAGUCGCUCACUUCAUUUACCCAUCGCCUUCAAAGAGGCGAGUGCGAAAUUUCGCUCUACUUUGAGUGCGAACUUAUUCACACGUAUACAAGUUUAUUUUAGACCGUAGGCAAAUUGGAUUCAAAUGCCUCUCCACUAACAUCUGUGUAUGUUGUUGUGAUUCUCUUAUGUCAGUUGGAGUCCGAAACAGACGUAAGUUUACGCUAUGAGAAGCUCCGUGAUCUCCCGGCUUACUGUCCCGGACAUUUGGUAAGGAAAAUGUCACCUUAAUUCGGUGUGUUUGUGCGAACACUUUGUUGCUAGUGCAAAUGUCGCAGCAUAAUAAUUAUGUGCAAGUGACCCGAAGAAAUGGAAGAGAUAGCAAGCGAAUUCGCCGCCCAAAACACUAAAAUCGUUUAUUUUAAUCCUCUUUUUUCAGAUCUCUUUCUGGCGGUGCCUUAAUGUUUCAAAUCCAGGUGAGAAAUGUGUAGGAGUAAGUAGUCGUAUCUGGUUGUAUUGUCAAUCUAAUUUCUACUAAUAACUUCUGCAAAUAAAAGCCUUGCUUCGUAUAAUAGGCCAAUUAGCUUCGGUCUAAGUUUCGUCGCCUUCGUCUAAACGCCGAAGUUACGCAUAAUUUAGGAUCUUUGUGUACUUUACAAGUUUCAUAGACUUAACUGUCGUUCGUGAUUAAACUUAAACGAGGUGAGAAUUACAUUUCAUGGGAACUGUGUCUGGAAAGGUCGCGCCAUUAGCUUCGGAGCGCGAGUGAGUGUUUAUCCAUGCGUUCAGAAUUUAUCACCGUUGUCCUAGGUUUAACAACUUCAAAUUUUGAACUUUACUAUUGUCAGUCAGGCAGAGUUUUGUUUAUUCGGAUGAAAGGGAUUAUUUUGAAAUGGUUGAAGGUGAAGUCCACGUGGAAAUGUGCGUUUUCUCUUAUCACUUACUCGCUGUUAAUAGCAACCUUUUAACAUGGCAUCAUCUACGAUGCAAAGCGGGCCUAAUGGAAAAUUAAUUGGGCUGUUGUAUUGUCUUUUUCUCAGAUAGUUAUUUUUUCGUUUCCUCUGAGACCAUCAACCGUUAAAGAGGGAUCGCAUGAUUUUAUUUGAAGCAUUUCGGUUGAUGAAAAGUUCGCAUUGUAAAGGGUAAAGUAAUUUUAUUCUUGUAGACAGAGGAACACCAUGCGCAAAGUUUUUGUUCCAGUCGAUUCGAAGCAAAUGUGUAUUUCUCUGAUAACACACAGAGUGUUUUUUGUGUCUGCCAUAGGAGAUUAAAAUGAUUCAUUUGUCAUAAUCGACAAGAAAUUGAAAUUUUUGCGCAUAGAAAUACGUUUUUUUAAGUUAUGUUUUUAACAUCUCUUCUGUGCGUCUGUUUCGUGUCACACCCGUAUCAUGAAUUCUGCUAAGGGCAAACUCAAUCUGUUCUUGUAAGUUAGAUUUCCCUCACAGAUCUGUUUGGCACUGAUCUUUUGUUCCAGAGAAGAAAAGGAAUUAUGUGUUUUAAUGGGGUGUUGAUGUUCUUUCACUCGGUCCUGAAAUGUGGUCCAACUUGAGUAAAACGCAUUGUGGAGUUGAGCAAAUUCUCGUGAUCUUUCAUGUCCUGUGCGCGUGCAGGCAAAUCUUUCGUACCAAUUGACGUAUUAAAGGCUAGUUGCAUCAGCAAGAUAGGAGAUUUCGUCGCCUUCUUGAAAGCCAAAGUUAGUCUAAGUACUUAAGAGAUAAUUCAGUGGCGUGUUGCAUUUUUGAACAAGCGGUAACCCAAAGGGAACGCUUAUUUGGUGUAGGGUUUGAGGAAUGCUUUGCGGCUGCAAUUAUCAUGUUUCGCUCUACCCCUUUUUUUAAGGGUGAAAAAAAUCAAGCAGUAUAUUUUUAUUUUUACAAAGGCAUGAAAUUCGAUUAUCUCUUACGACAGAUCAUAGUUAAGUAAGAGUGAACGCUUAAUAUCUCUUCAGUUUCAUAUCACUGAUUCACUUUUUCGAUUAAGAUGAGGUUUUGGCAUUUCUCCAUCCAAUAUAAGUUCUCAAUAAAGCUCUUGUUAUUGUGCUCCUGUCAAUGUCUUGCUAAAGAACAGAACAUGCAUUCCAAAGUUAUUUUUCUCUUGUAAUGUUCAACAAGUAAUUGUUAACAGAUUUUAGACACGAUUAAAAAACUCCCAGAUAAUUUAUUGGUAAUUUUUUAAGUAGUAGCUUUCCCGUGAAACACGAAACUUUCAUUUUGAACAACUUCGCCUUACAAGGAUAGACUAUUAGAAAUCUGAUCUCUUCGGCAAGUCUUUCUACUUUGCCGGCUUUUAAAAAACCAUUAAUUAAAUAACAUUAAGGUAUUAGCCAGUGAGCUUCUUAGUGGAAUAAAAUUAUUGUAAUCUUUCAAAAAAAUCCCAGUUUCAUGCCUGUUGGAACAUUUUGAUGAAACAGUGUUAAUAUUUGAGGCUAAUCUGCUUGGAAUUAAAGGAAAUUUCAAGUAAUUAACCUCCUUUUGACAUACAGAGGCUUGGGUCAUUUCAGAAGGUGAAAUAUAUUUCUUGUUGUUUUUAAAGAUUUCUCUCCCCAACACAUACCUGAAAAAUUUGAUCAGGGGUAUGAAGUGUAUAACACAUUGAAAGUCAUACCAAUUUAUAAUUUGUUUGUAAUUAAGACUGUGUAUAAAUUUGUCUGAAUUACUUGAAUGCAAAUUUUGAAAUUCUCAUUUUAGAUUAUAAAAAACCCUUUUCUUGUCUAAAUGCUCAAACAAGUCUUGGCUGAAAGUCUAUUUGUUUUUCAUGGUCCUUGAAUUCACAUGUAGCCAAAGGUAACUUUUCCUGAAUAGAUAGUGCCUUAAAGAGAAAUAAAAUGUUUGGGAUUAUAACUUUAAUUUUAAAAAAAGAUUCUUAAGAAUGUUGGCAUUUUUGUCUGUCAAAUUAUGUCAGAAUUAUGUGUUGAUGGAUUUUUCACAAACUGCCUUUUGUAGUUUGACAGAGAACUCGAGCAAAUUCCCAAUAAGCUUUGAACUUGACAGUGGUGUAUGGCGAGAAUUUUAUCAAACAGUAUUAAACAUUCAAAGUCAGACUAGGUAAAAUUUGAUUAAACGUUUUUAUCAAAGGGACUCUGUUUACUUAUAAAUCCUGUGCUGUUAGAGUUGAGGUCUUUUUUUCCUCAUAAGUUUAUCAUAUAUUUGGUUAAUUCUAUCUUUCAGAAGGGCAUCAAUAUAUGAUAGCAGCUAUCAAGGUGUCACAAAUGAUACCAUAUUUUGAGUGUUAACAUUUUUCUAUCAUGGAGUAUGACUGGAUAAUUUUUACAAAGGUCCCACAAGGCUUUCCUUUAGAAUGAAGAGCUGGCAUUCAUUUCAAUUUUGGGGGAAUUUUGUUUAUUCUAAAGAUAGGUGUAUACGUGCCCCAUUGUUACCAGAAGGUGGUGAAAACUAUGAUUAUAAUUAAUCUGCCAGAAUCAUGCAAUCAUUUUAAAUGUAGCAGAUGAAUUAAAGAAAAAAUUUAAAGUUAUAAUGUUGAAUUGUUAUAUUUCAUGGAGUUUCUAGUUAUAUAGGCAACUUCUGGGCUAUCAAUACUGCUGCAUGCAACUUGUUGCUGGAUAAUUUGAUUAAGUAAAAUAUUAGAGAGUACUGAGAUGUUUUUGAAAGGAAAUGGGGUGUUUACUUUGUCUUAAGAAAAACUUCUCAGGUGUCAAAAGGUGUCUGUGCAAAGCUUUUUAAUGUCUCUAUAAAAGGCGUAAAACACUUUUCAAAAUAGUAGAGAAUGUAAGAUAAUGUUGAUGUCUUGUUGGGUGCUAAAUGUGCCUUUGUGGGAUUGCUUCUGGCAAUGGAGUGUAACAUUUGUUGUAUAGAGUUGUUUGUCUUAAUAGAUCUACGCACCUUGGCUGUCAUGUUUGAACAAUGCAACAUUUUUGAAAUAUUAGCAUGCUGUUUCAAUUGUUCCAGGAUGCAAAAAAGCAAUUGACUUAGUAGGAUAGUCAGGCAUGUGACAGUUUUGUGUAUGGAUGUCAAAGAGAUUUAGUUGAUCAUCAAUCAGACUUAAAUCAACAAAUGUAAAUCUUGCCAUCUGCCUUUGUGUGUGUAAUUAGUCAGUGGAACAGAAAUUUACAUGUAAAUAGCAAAAUAUAUUGUUAGAGUUUCAGUUGAUUAAGAAUAGAAACAAAGAUAAUCACAAAAGUUUUUGUAGUUAGAGAACUUUUCAACAUUAGUCUUCAUCUGGGUCUAAACAGUUUGGCUAAAAAAUCUUGUUUAGUGACAAAUUUGGCAAACUGAUCAAACAUCUUUAAUCACAAAUGUUUUCCACUUAUUGUCAUUGUGCAUCCUUUGUUAUCCUUUGUCUAAAUGUUUCAAAGUCCAAAUGGCCUCGUGCUGUUGGUAAAUGGACUAAAAUGGGUUUGCCUUUGUGUUGUAAAACAGCAAGACAACUCUGUGGGAGUUAAUGUGUUUCAAUAUUAAUGUGAAGGAGGGCUUAUUUUGAUUUCAGACUUACCCCAUUUAGGCCUAACAAAUAAUGACAGUAACUUCCUGUGUGCCAUAUUUGCAAUCAAAUCAAUAUACAAGAACGUACUCUAAAGAACAGAAUUCAAUUUAAGUUCUUGAUACUUUUUGUGAUAUGAAUUGUAUACUGUAUCACUUCCUUUAUACCACAGUUUAAAAACAGAAAUAAUACAAAUUGUAAGUGCCUUUAUUUUCUUAAUGGACAAUACUUCAUUUCUGAAAGAGUUUUUUUAUAAAAGAUAUUGGAAUCUCAAAGCUUUAAAAUAUUGAAGAGUUAAGAAUAGAAAUUAUGAAGAACCUGUUGUAGUCCAAAGCUGCUCCUUUUAAUCAAAAUUUAUGCUUGAAUUAGUGUUUUAUUUCAACCUUUUUUAAUGUAUGUUUCUGUGGCCACUUGUAGCAGUUCAACCACAGAAUUUUCAUAUUGGUCUUUUUGCAUAAAUCAGAUAUCUCUUGUAAACAAUAUUGCCAAUGGAAAAGCCAUGCAGAGCAUCAAGAAGUUCACACACAAUUUAAUGCUUUGUUAUAGAGCACAUUAAAGCUUCUAAAUAAACCCUCCUUUUCAAUUAUCAGCUAAUGGUAUCCUAAGGCAUAGUUUUAAUUAUCCUUGAGUUAGCUCGGAUCAAUUAAGAGUUGCCUCACAAAGAUGUUUUCAACUCUAUUCCUAAACUGUUACUGUACAUGAGCUGUUAUAGAAGUGUUAUGCUUUAAAACAGAAUGAUUUUAUAUUCAGAUCAACAUUUGCAUGGACUGCUGAGUUAACAUGUAUUCUUUAAAGACCAUGUGAUUUCCACAAGGAAGCUGCCAUUGUAUUUAGUCUAAGUUUAAGUCAACAAUAAAAUUGGCAUGCUGAUUGAUCAUGAGGAGCUAUUAUAUUAUACUCACUUUGUAUAGUCAACUAUAGCCUGUGCAGAUUAUUAACCUCAUGUGAAUGGUAACAUGUUCAUGAAUACACAGAUGUGCCGCCCUUGAAGUUAUUAGCUUCAUGUGAAUGGUAACAUGUACACGAAUACACAGAUGUGUCUUCCUUGAAUUUAUUAGCUUCAUGUGAAUGGUAACAUGUACAUGAAUACACAGAGGUGCCUUCCUUGAAAUUUUCUCUGCCCACUACACAGAGAUGUGGACAAUAUCAGUCUUAUGUAUCCUGAAAUACCUGUUAUAAAUUUUAUGGCUCUUUUCUUGUGGUUCUCUUUCUUAAGAGAGGUUGUGAAGGACUGCUUUAAUUGCUGAUGACCAGUCAAGUGAUCUUGAAAUUUAGGUUUCUUAGAAAUGAUUUGUGACUGCAGACACUGUUUCUUUACAAUCUGUUGUGUGAGGGGGGAUAAUUUUAUAAAUGUGCUUUUAUUUGCAAGCAGCUACAUUAAAUAGAGGGGGACAUGGGGGGGGGGUCUGAACAGUGCAAUGCCAUUAAAAAAUUUGGCAAGUUUGAGUUGCACCGAGGAGAUUGCAUUAUACUCUUCAGUAGCUUGGCAAGUAUGGUGUCCUACUUCUUUACAGUGGCCCUAAGAGACAUUAAUUUUAUUCUACAGGAAUCAGUAAAUACAUUGGAACACACCCAUCAAACUAUGCCAAAACCUGUUGCCUUCUUCCUUCAACGGAAGAAUGUCGUAUAGCAUGUCGUGAGAGAAGGCCAGCAGAUCUGAAGAAAACAUGUCCAGAGGCAGAAGAGGUAUGUAAUGACAUUAAAUAUAAAAAUAAUUGUUUAAAUAUGAUCACUGUAGUUAAAUUAAUCAACCAAGUUCUCCUGAUGAAUUAAAAUCUUAUUCCAAAGCUGUAGAAUUAUCUAAGAAAACUGAAUUUUAGGUGAUAUAUUUUCAAACUUCCAGUACUACUUUCAAUUUUAACAUAAAGUUGUAUACUUAGAGUUGAUUUUAGCUUUUGCUAUUUUUCAGGGUUCCAUGUACCGUUGUUUGGACAGACAUCAAGGUGAGACACUUCCUUAUGAAAGUAAUGGCGUAUGCUUUGAGUUACUUCCAGUUUUGUGACAUAUAUUUGCACUGCAUAUCAUAAGUUCUUCUACAUUUUAAGUAAUUAAUUGAUACCUGCCUUUGUUUGAGAAGUAAAACCAUCUUUUUGUUCCAAAACAGCAUCAAGAAAUUGUUGCAGUAGUUCUCCACAGAUCAGUCAAAAGUGCAGACGGUCAUGCCAAGUGGUGAGUCUGGAGAUUAUUAAUUAAUGUUAUUAAUUAAACUUUGCACAAGUAAAAUAAUCAUUCCAAAGACUCAUGAGCUAAAGUAUAAUUAGGUUUUUUUUGUUAAUUUGAGAGGAAUCAAACUAAAGAGUCAUAAAAUUGAUUUCUAUAUAUUGUAUUUCUGUAUAAAUUUGUCAUUAGCUUGGUGUCAUUGUAAUGGGAAGAGUAAUUGUUUUUAGUAACCAAAGGCACCAUGUUUUGAUUCAAUAUUUUAGGUGUUUUCAUCAGAGCUUCAGCCAUCAAUUCAAAUGGGGACAAAUGUGCAAAAGUUUUGUGCAAAACAUCAACAAGUGGUUUCCUGUGUUAAAAGACUGACCUCUGAUGUGGUACCCUGUGCUGGUAAGAAUUGGGCUGAGCUGCAUAUUGAUUUCCCUCCUACUUGUAUGUAUAUGUACCACAUUACACCAAGAAGAGAUUCCAUUUGUCACUUAAGGAAGGCUUGUAGCUUAUUCUAUGGCAUUACACCUAGACACAGCAUACAUUUGUACCUCUCAGAUUCAUCAGAGUUCACUGAUCUGGUUCACUACAGUUAUAUGAUAGCUACAUAUGACUAUCCUUUGAAAACCUUUUUCAUAUCUGCUUACACCUUUCCAAUUAAUGUCAUAUUUUUUUUUUGUAGAACAAGGAUUGGAUUCUAAGCCAGAAGGUAAAUUUGUUUUUAUCAACUUGAUUUUUGAGGCUUUUAAUUAUAGGGUUUUUGUUGAGAAAUGUUGUGGCUGGAAAAAAAAUCAAAAUUUAGGCAAAAGUUUUGGAUAAUAGUGAGAGAAUUAUCCCAUCUUCAGUGGUUUACCCUCCAACUCCUCUAAGUGACCAAGACAGAAUUUCCCAAUAUCAAGCAAACAAUACUGAGAAUAAAGAAAAUAUCAAUAACAGGAUCAUUAGUUGAUUCAAUGCCAAUUUUACAAAAAAUUCAGAAUAUUACAAAACCUUUAUACAAAAAAAAUUCAAAAACAAAAUUCUCCAAACUAAUAUCAUGAAAAUUGUACGGUAGACAGUAAGGAGAACUGCUAUUUAAAUCUUGAGAGUAAAGGGGUUAAGGAACGUCCUGAUAUACAUAAUUGCAACCUAUUGAUUUAUGUCUACUUACUUUCUUUAAAUUGAAAGAUAACUAAAAAAAUGAUAUUUUGAAGUUUAGAGGAGUAUUUGAGUUUUCCUUAAUUAACAAAUGGUUCAUAUGUCAAUGUGUGUUAAUCAAGAUAUGAAGCACAUGGGAAGUUUGGAGAGCACGAAAGAGUGUAAGAGUUGCUUGAGGCGUAGCCAAGAGCAACUCUAGCUUCUUGAGUGCUCUCCAAACUUCCCAAGUGCUUCAUAUCUCGAUGAAUGCACAGCUGACGUAUGAAUCAAUUGUUUUAUAACAUUUUCAACCCAAAAGAAAAUUUUUUCUCGAGGGAUUUGUUUGCUGAUGUCAUGAGUGUGCACAAUAGGAAUAUGAAGCAUGCUUGUGCAAUUGAAUUUGAUGAGACAAAUUUACUAGCCAUGUUAUAAUACAAAUCUGUUAAUGUAAAAUAGCCAUUUAAAUUGUGAGAAUAUUUAUGAUCAAUGUAACAAAGGUUUGGAUUGAAUUUGUGAAAAUAAUUGUUUCAAACUCUGUGUAAGAGUUUUAAAGAGAGCCUUUAAUUGUCUCCUUAGCUUUAAAAUGUUGCACAAAACUGAACUCUGAUGAUACUAUAUGCAGGAGGACAUGCCAAAAGGUAUUUUUAUAUUUGUACUGUUUUUUUUGCUUGUUACUUUUUUGUAUUGUAUGUUUUGGAUUACUGAUGAGUUUUAAUUAACUUUUGUAGGAUCUCCAAUCACAGAAAAGUGCAUCCAUGCUGAUUUCUAGUCUUGUCGCAGCAUGUGGAAAUCCCCUAGCCAAAAACAACUUGGAGGUAAUUAAUUGUAAUGCAGGUCAUGAAAUUAACUUUUUUUUCUUGCCACUUGGCUCCUAAAUUUUUCAAAGUGGCAGUCAAUUCAAAAAAAGUUGGUCGCCAUUUUUAAAGACAAAUAAAACCUUUUUUAAACGCUGUCAGCAUUCUAGAUAGACCCUCCAAAAUUAAGUAAGGAAAAAGAUCUUUAACAUGCUACAAAUUGGACACUAGGAUGUCCAAUUUAAUUCACUUUAUCUCUAAGUAAGGUUAUGAAGCACUCUAGUUGCCAAUUUGGCAACUAAUUUUCAGGAUUUGGUCGCCAAAGUGAAAAAUUUAGUCACAUUGGCGCCUGUAUCGGGCACAAUUUCACGCCCUGUAAUAUAGUUUAACAUGUAUCUUUACUGUGAGCCAGCGCAAUGUGUAUUACCUUGCUGUCUUAUUAAUAUCUUUAUUGGUAUGGCUUCAAUUAAGUACCAGAGUGGAUUUUUCUGUUCUGAGAUGCAAAAAGUGUUAGCUUGUUAAAUCUCUGGGCUUGCCAUCUCAUUUCCAACAUCUGUUUGCUACAUGUAAUUCUACUUUCUAACUCCUACAUUUUUUGCAAGUUAUUUAAGCUGGUGUACAACCAAGAUGACAUGCUUUAUCUAAUACAUUUGACUUUCUCGUCACUUUAAUUAAUCAUAUACCUAAUAAAGACAUCAGAGAUGUAAAUAUUGUUUUUAUCUUUCAGCGAGAUGAGUUUUGGAAUUGCCUUCUUGCUAGCUCAGCGAAAACGCCAGGUGAGUUGUUUAAUUUACUACAUGUUCUUCUUGUAAGCUAACAUACAUAACUUGUAAAUCUUGUCUCAAUUCAUUAAUAUAUGAUCAAGUGUGGAGAAAUCAACUUUUUAAGAGGACUUCAUUUUUUUUUUUUUACAGCUCCAGUUUGUCCCAAUGGAACACCACCACCUCCAAAACCAAGUAAUUUUUUUAAAUCUGUUUUUGCCUGUAUCAAAAAAGAAUGAAAACAAAAGAAAGAAAAAUGUGAGAAUGUUGUAUAUCAUGGUUGAAUUUUCUUCUAAGCCAAAUCUUUGUUCCCGUUCCUUUAUACUCCUUGAUCAUGUGAUAUACUGUAUUAAUAAAAUAGCCACUGACUGUGCAGAAAUAAACCCUUUACUGUGAAAAUGGUUUUGGUGGUAUUGUAUUGCUGCACUAACUCCUUUGAUUUUGUGGUUACAGGAAUUGAUGGGGCAAGACUUCAGUGUUGCUCAAAAGCAAAAACUAGUGUUUGCUGGGAACAAUGUGUCCAGGUUUGUGGGGAUUUGGAAGGAAGACCUUUCAUUUGAGCAUUUUCAAGUUUUAGGUUAAAUGUUUUGUGGAAGAACAAAGGAGUAAUUAAACUUGCACUAACUGAGAAAACAAGGGUUACAAGAUUAUAUUUCUGGAUUUUAUGCCUGGCAGGUUUUUAAGGAACUUUUUCUUUAUAUGGAAAUUGAAAUAACUGUAUUUGAAAGUUGUUCUCAAUCACUAGUGUGGUUUGUGACACAGUUUUAAAUGAAGAAAGUAUUUACAAUUUCAGUUCGGCUCUAAAGUUAGUUAACAGUGAAGAAAUGUAAAAUGGUUUCCGUGUUUACAUAGCCUGAUGUAAACACGCCGGAGGUUGGGAGAACACUCGAUAAGCUGGAAACCACUCCGCUUCGCGUCGUGGUUUCCUACGCUUAUCUCGUGUUCUCCCAACCUCCGGCGUGUUUACAUCAGGCUAUGUAAACACGGAAACCAUUUUACAUUUCUUUUAUAAAAUAACUAAUGAAAGAGGAACGAAAACCGUGUUUACAUACGCUCAUGUAAAAUGGUUUUAUGGCCAAUCAGAGCGUGCGUAUUAUUUGAAUUAUUUUAUAAUAAAAACUUUUGAGCAAUCUAGGCAGCAGAAAAGGCUUUCAAUAUUAACAUUAGCAGGUUGUGCCUUAGAGUAUGUCCUCUUAAGUGUAGCAAUCACAGUUUUAUUGUAACUGAGAGAUAAUUAUUUGAUAUUUGGUAGUUAUGUGGCUCAUACUAAUUUUUUAUUGGUUUUCGGUGUUUGAAAUAGAGGUAUACCAGGAAGAGGGGAAAGGUACAAAACUGGCGUAAAUUUGAUGAGAGCUGUACGUAUAAUCCUAAAGAGGUACAAACUUUAUUUUGUAGUUUGGUGUGACCUACAAAAUAUUUGAAAAUAUGUGUUUCUUCUCAAAAUCAUGAACACAUAUCCUUUUAUUUCAACAGAUCAGCAUGAUGAACUGCUUAGCCGAUGGUAAGAGUGCUUUGACCCUUUAACCUCUAAUAGUGACUAGUAUCUAAUCUCUUCUCACAGUAUCACCCCUGAAUCACACAUUAAUGUCACAUAAAGAAAGGAAAUGAUCACCAAUGAGAGAUGCUCUUGAUUGCUAAACAAAUUCUUCUCAUGAGCAUCUGAGGAAAUAUACAGAGAACAGCAAGGAGAAGAUGCAUACUGAUGCAUAUGUUAUAGUGGAAAGGGUUUAGCUACAAUUCUAACUACAUGAUUUUCAUUUUCAUCUUUUUUCACUAUCUAAAUCCCUGAAAAAUUACUUUAAGUCUGGUUUAUUUUUCUCUCUCUUUUCUUUUCAAAAAAUAGCUAUUCCAUUGAUUUUGUAGUUAGCUUAUUUGUGGCAGUCAUGAUGAAAACUUUGUUCAACAACAGAGAACUAUAGGCUAGCUUUAUCAAUUUACAGGCUUGUGAAAGAGAUGUAGUGCCUUUCUAGAUCUGUAGGCAUGAAUGGUUGGCCAGUUAACCAAGCUGAAACUCCACCCAUGUUAUGUUUAUGUUUUUUUUAAAUAAUUAAAAUUGUUCAUUUUUUUCCCAGUGACAGAGCCAUGUCAGUUGGGUUGCUCAGGUCUCAGUUUUUGUACAAACUUCAACAACAGGUAUGUUAUAAAGCUUUUGUUAUUUGUUGGCUUUUAAGCUUUAGUUAAAGCUAAAAACCCAUAGUGGCAUAGUGGUUAUAGCCUGGUGAACUCUUGAAUAAAAAUAUCUCAGACCUUUCUAUCUUAGGCCAAGCUUUCACAGAAAGCUAAGAAAUUAGGGGUAAGGGGCGUGGAUGAAAAAUACCCCUGCCCUAGACUGACCACACCCCCCACUCAGGGAAAAAAUAAAUACACGUACUCCAGGUCGUUCCAUGUUAAUAAAACCAGGAUAUGCAAUAGGCAAGAUGGGCAUCUGACAUGCAAGUAUAGUUAACCCCUCUCCCUCUUGAAGUUAACUUGAGUGAAGAUCUUUGGUUACAUUAUGCACAUCAUUUUUUCUUUUUUGCAGGCAUACUGAGUUGUUCCGCAGCUGUAACAGCAAGUCUGACUUUGGAGCUAAAAGUCACAUGCAGGAAUGGAAAAAAGGUGUCAUUCACAUGCCCAAUAUUGUUAUUCCAAUACGGGACAUCAAGAAAUGUCUUCCUGAAACAUGGAAGGUAUGUCAACUAGAAAUCUAGCCUUGGAAUAGGUUUAAACCAGUAGAAAGACUAAACUAUGGCCUAACCUAUUUUGUAUAGGUAACAUGAUUUUGAGUGCUUUUCAGAGCAGUAGAACAUAAAAUCUGAUGAUCUGAGGUUCAAAUAGCCUGAGAGGUGGGACAGGGGAGGGGGCUCAGACUUUUCUCCUGCUCAGAAAAAAAAAAAAAAAAAUUUUACUUUCCCUUUACAGGCCAUUGCUUGUGUGCUUCAGAUCAAGCCAUGCAGUGUCAAAUCUCACAGAAGUACCAUCUGCAAGUAAGCAUGACUUCUUACUUCUCUAUGUUUUUUUUAUAAGAUACAGUUCAAAAAUGAGAGUUUUCAUGCGACUUCAUUUUCCAUCUGCUUUCCUAGGUUUUUGUUCCAUAGUUUAGCCCUAUCAUGACUUAGAUUUAGUUAGUACAAUUUUGAUCUAUGUGUGAAGUUAGUUUUAUCUGAUAUUAAAUUAAUGUCAACUGAAAGACAUUUAUAAUUUCCAUUUUUCAGGCCUGACUGUGUGCAGAUCCUAAAACAGUGUAGCAAUUCCAGUGCAACAUUAGCAGCACUAUCGCCCGAAGAAGUUUGUAAAGAACUUUCUCCUCCUGAGAAAAAGGCUCCCUGUAUCUCUCUUCAAGAAUACCUUGGUAUGUGAUUCAUUCUUUCAAAGUUUUCUGUUCUGUUUAGUUAAUACUGUAAGCCUGUGAGGGGUAUGUUCAAAGUUUUAUUAAUAGUAUGACGAGAGCCUCUGGGUUGGUCAGUGCACUAUACGGCACAUUGGUUGAAAAUUUGAAGGAGUGAGGAAAAACUUUAUACGGAAGUGCCUCUGAUUUUUUCCUUGAAUGUUCACAAUUGGAGUAAAGAAGAUAAGGAAGUAAGAGAUAAUAUUGAUUGUGAAUUAUGACCUAUAAAUGGACGGGCAUUUAUGCAAUUCUUUCUCUUUCAGUACCCAGCAAGUACACUGAUAUUACAGACGAAGGUAAGGUUUGUAAUUUCAGUAUUGGUGUUUUUCUUGCCAGUAUUGUAACGAGUCAUAUUACGACAGACACCACCCAUUUGACAAAAAUAAUAGUCAUGGGUUAUCAUUUUCAAAUUUUCUUUUGAUGUAGUGACUCACCCAUGCAAUCCAAACCCAUGCAAAGAGAAUCAAGAUUGUGACAUCAACAGAAGUUGCUAUGGAGCGCUUCUUGACAGGUGUCAAUCACACACAUGUGUACCAGGUAAUUGUUUAUACAAUUUGAAACUAAUAGGGGCUUUUUCUAGUAUGUACAUGUUGGAAUAAUCCUAGACCACCAUGGCCAAAUCUGCAAAGAAUUCAUCGAGGGCGAGGAUAAUUAUUUUUCGCCAACUCUCAGCAUUGCACAAGAAUCGGUUUCCCUUUUUCUUUCUUUUCAUUGUUCAUUUUAUUCACUCUCUUUGAGAUUCAGCCAGUGAGAUCACUUCAGCGUGGAUAUUCCUUGCUUACCUCAGUUAUAGUCCUCGUGUUUUAAUGACAAUUAUCACUUAUAAAUAGACUGCAAGAUUCUAAGGCAGUCUUUAUCAAGAAACAGAUUAGACCCAAGCUAUAUGAUAAUGCUCUCUCCUGAAAAACCCGCAGGUUACUAGAAAGAAGUUUUGUAUAACCAUUUCCUUGUACUCACUAGGUUGUCCUCUGGGUGAUGCAUCAAGUUUCCUUGUGCGAGUCGGAGAAUAUGCAAGGGUAAGUGUCACCAUGCAGUUCACUUUAUCUCAGUGUAGACAUACUAUUACUGAUACUCCUUUUUUUGUUUCAUUAAUGCUAACUAGAUCUACUCAUGAACAUUUUCAGGUACCUGUUGUGUCUGGUAGAGAAGGUUGCUUCAGGAUGUGCCACUGUGAUGGGACUUCCAAACUCAGCAAUUGUAGAAUCCUGGAAUGCAUUGAGCCUAAGGAGUGCAGAUUUAAGGGAAAGGUUAAAAGUAAGUUGAAAUUCUCUUUUACGGAUGUUUUGACCCAGACCUAUCAUUUGAGUCUUGCUGCGCCUACUUUAGUUGUUGUGUUUUCCCCCUGUCUGCUGUCUCAGCCAAAAAUUUAAUAUUUCUCUUGAUCCAUUUACUUACACGUUGCUUUCGGAUGCUUGUCAUAUAUGAACCUGGUAAUGGCCUAUCCCUGUUGCUCACCAGACAGUUCCCUGUCGCUCAUUGGUAGAACAUCGGAUCGCUAAAUCCAAAGAUGUGGGGUCUGUUUUCCCUUGGAGACUAAUAUUAUCUUUGUUUAACUGUAAUAAAAAAAACGAACAAAAAUUUUCUUAUAUGCUUGCUAAGGCUGGAGUAUCAUAUUUUUCGAUGCGUUUAGAAUCUAAAUCUACCCUGAAUCUGCAAAAUGAUUUAUGUACUGAUCAUAUUUUCUUUUUUUGCAGAUAACGGCGAAACUUUCAGAGAUGAGUGCAACCUAUGUACGUGUUUUUCGGGAGAGCUGACUUGCACUAAGAGGAAUUGUCCAGAGUCUGUUCUAUCACCAGAGUACAAUGCUAGUAAGUGUAGCUUGUGAAGAUUUUUAGAUCCUCUAGAGUGAUGGAAUAGGCGAAAACAGAAUUGUUUACCGCUUACCCCAUUAGGGUGAAAUUGUACUUUUGCGAAUGACAAAUGUCGUUGCUUAUCAAUUCGUAUAGAUUAUGUUUCUUGGCUAAAAUAUUCAAAAUGUCAGCAAAAGUAAAUGACAACGACAUUCUUGUUAUGCGGAGUGGCUAAUUUAAUACUUCCUAACUUAGCUAUGCCCGUUUCUGUCAAUGUUGUCUCUCUCCUCUUUUGGCUAACUGAAGAGCAUUUUGUUACUCGCAUCAGGUCGGCCCAAACGCAAUCGAACACCAGAUAACGUUUCUACAGAUACAGACACCAUCAGUACUUUGCCUUGUGGCUGUAAGAAUGUCUAUAAUCCAGUGUGCGGUAGUGAUGCCAAGACUUACCCCAAUCCUUGUGUGGCACGGUGAGAAGAUAAAUAAUUUUUCCGAAAGUCCUGGAUUAUUAGUAUUUUAUCGCUGCCGUAGAAAACAACGUUUGCGACAAUGAGUCAUCACAAGAUGAAAACCAGCCUGACGCUAAAAUGUGGCAAUCAGCGGCAAGCGCGGGAAAAGAUGUCGCCUGUGGCAAAAAAAGCGCGCGAAAAAAUCAACAGGAAUGUGAAGUAUUAAAAGGGCAGGAAAAGAUAUGUUUCAAUAAUUCAGACGUUGUGACAAGCGUUAUUAUUAUUGUAUUUCUAUAGAUUUCCAUCAUGUAUGUCAGGUCCGAGUAUUUUAUAUAAAGGGCUUAUCUUUUGUUUUGUUAACAGGUGUCUUGGGUUGCCCCCCACUCGGCUAACGAAAGGCAACUGUGCUUCCAUUGAUCCUUGCGAACCGAGCCCCUGCGCUGCUGAUGAAAAGUGAGUGGUUUUUAUCAUCAGCUGAUGACGUUAUGUUUUCUUUUGACCAUUGAUGAGAUACUGUUUGCAUUUCAUGUUGAUCAUACCGUAAACGCCCUCUAAAUGCUUCUCUCCGGCUCUAAUACCUCCCUCUUUAUUAAGCUUCUUUAUUUAAUGAACCUGCCUGUCAGAUAAGUCCCCUUCUCCCAUAACCCCUCCCCCCCCAUGUCGAAUAAAUCCCCGUUUCUGAUAAGCUCCCCUCUUUCUUAAAAGAACCCUCUCUAACAAGUCCCCUUCUCGAAAAAGCACCUAUCGGGGAACUCGUGAUGCAUGUGAGGGUGUUUAAAAUGAAUAUGAAAUGUGGAAGAUUUCGCUUUACAGUAAGGGUGUGCGGAUAUAUUAUGUUGUUCUCCUUGCGUUACUUUUGCGCGCCUCAUUUCUUUCGUUAUCGCUUUUCUUUGACGUUUGGGAUAUAGCAAGUAAAGGUUGAUUUGUUUGUGAUCCAAAGAUUAAUGCCUUCUUGUUGUUAUCAACUUUGCAGGUGCAUUGUGGAAAGAAAGACUUGUUUGUCCAUCACUGAUCUGUGUGUUCAAUAUUACUGCGGUGAGAGUCCACUGAUAAUUUUUUAACUAUUGGAAGGGGAACCUCUUUUUUCCUAUCUAUUCUAGUCCUAGAAAAUGUAAAAUAACGCUUGAAUAUUUGCCCCACAUGUUACACUCUGAACAUAAAUUCUGGCAAAUCUGAACCAUCGUCUUUAACAUAUCGAUUCCAUUCCCUUUCCAUUCCACUGAAAUGCUAGUACACAUGUAUAUUGAGUAGCGAGGAUAAACACACUUGCCUUUUUUUUUUUGCAAGAAAAACGGAAGAGAUUCAUCGACAUUUGCUCCGAGAUUAUGACACUUUUUUUUCCCUCUCAACUUAAGUGAAAACUUAAUUUAACUUGGGUUUUGUAAGAAUAAAAUUUAUUUCUGUCUAUAGUAUCAGAGGGAAAAUACUGUAGCGAUCUCCAGUUGGACCCAGUCUGCGACUCGGAAAACAAUCAGCACCCAAACCUCUGCUCGUUGCAGUUCAACCGCAAGACGCUGGCGUACAGAGGGUUCUGCAAGGUAUGAUACUCAGUGCGGUACUGAGGCUUUUUAAUUCAUAUGAACUAAGCAUUGCAAUUAACCCAUUAAUUGGCAAUUUUUUGGCUGGUCUCCUUUUUUUUCAUGCUGAGUCCAAUAAUGCAAAGAAAACACCAUCCCGAUUUACUUUGACUACUGCGGUAGAUUAUGGGCUUUUUCCUCAAACGAAUUACGUCGAAUUAUAGCAUUUUACAUGAUAUUUAUUCGAUUGUGUUCUUUUGCUCGUGCAGGAUGAAUGCAAACCUCCCUCCCCUGCCGUGUGCGGUGUUAACGGGGAGACGUACUCCAGUACAUGCGCAGCGCGAUCAGCAAGAGUGAUAGUUGAUUAUCAAGGACGGUGUAAAGCUGUAGGGACUGGACUUAAUCAUGACGACAAACCACGUUGUGAGAGUGUCACGUGUCCUGAAAUAAAACCACUUCACUGCAAAGGGAUCGUACCCCCAGGGGCCUGCUGCCCACACUGUGGUAAGUACAGUUGUACCAAACGGUUAAGGCAGUCACGUCUCAGCGAAUUUUGUGCGUAAUGAUUUUGGAAACGAAUGUCACAUAAUUCUUGCUCUCAUCAUGACGGAUGUAGUUCGUCUCGUCUCGUUUUUUGGUUCGAUUGGCAACCUUUUUGUAAUUUGCCAUUAUUACACUGAAAUUGUGAUGUUUUGUCUUGCAGCCGCUGAAGUUCGAGUUUUAUAUAGUUUGAAACAGUUGGCAUAUAACCGAGAAGGAUUUAGUAGAUAUGAGUCCGUUACACUGGAACAAGUAUUUCAGAUCCUUCGGCGGCACAUAUCUACGGUGAGCAUAAAAUUCACGACCCACCAGGCCCAUUGGAACAAAUUAUAAAGGGAAGGGGACCAAAGGUUAAACAUUUCGUGGUGUAUUAUAUUUGACCAGACGUCAUAGGGGGGGGGGGGGUGGGGGGCAACAUCCUUUCCCGACAUUUUGGAACACUUUUCGAGGUCCUAAUUGCUACUUACAAGCAAUACUGGAACCUUUUUGGAAGCUUAACGUGGAAGGUCAGAAUGUGGGUUUACGUGCAGUGGCAGUAGUCACAAAAACCCUCCAAAGGAUAACCAUAAGCUGGGUGAUCAGAGUACACGAUCAAAAACUAAUCGAAAGAAGAAGACUUGCGUAUAUCAGUAAGGGGGAAAUUGACGUUAAUGGCCGUGUUUCAUUUCCUCUUCAGACUGAAUGUGAUUUGUUCGGAUAUCACAGCGUUGAAGGCGAUUUAGUGGUUUUAGUGAUGGCUGUUACGGCAAAGCCGACAAAACUUCAGGUAGGAUUGGGAGAGUUUCAUUCUGUUGAGUUCGCCGGUUACAAGGCAUUCUUAAGAUUAACAUAUCAAUUCUCGUCAUCGCGAGACUAACUUAAUACUAUAAGGAAAGGGACCUUUCUGUUUAACUGGGAGAGAAAUUCCAUAUCUACGCGCCCCUUUAUUAUUCUCUAUAUAUGAACUGACAGCACAGACCCAGUUUGAUUUUGCCUAUAAACGCGUAACAUUAACUGGGCAACAAGGGUCAUGCGCAAGGUAAAAUACUUACACGAUUCUUUUUUUGCGUUUUUCUUAGGUGGAAGCCUGUAAUCGCGAGGCGCAGAAGAUUGAAGCUCUUAUUGAUACUGGAACACCGUCAUUCACGUCCGACAUGGUGCUUUCCGCUCUCAAAGCAGCGCGAUCUCGAGUGCCCACGUUAUCAAAUAAGCCGGAUAAACCGGUUUCCGACUCACACAAAAAUAAAGUGAGUCGGUUAAACAGUGCUUUAACUGCAACUGUACUGCCAAUCGUAAUGUUACCUGUCAUGCUACGAACGGGUAGAAGUUAA
Pocillopora meandrina is the source of this 29091-nucleotide messenger RNA. The record is from the annotation of a GenBank genome assembly. NCBI's taxonomy places the organism in Eukaryota, Metazoa, Cnidaria, Anthozoa, Scleractinia, Pocilloporidae.